Molecule: messenger RNA, 555 nt
Organism: Rosa rugosa (rugosa rose)
Lineage: Eukaryota; Viridiplantae; Streptophyta; Magnoliopsida; Rosales; Rosaceae
Product: cysteine-rich receptor-like protein kinase 10
Exons: 3
Coding region: 75-515 (146 amino acids)
Biological process (GO): protein phosphorylation
Molecular function (GO): protein kinase activity; ATP binding
Source: RefSeq, a predicted model, not a curated record
AAGUGGCGAUAAAGAGGCUUUCAUGCUGUUCCGAGCAAGGUUCAGAGGAAUUCACAACUGAGGUUCAACUGAUAAUGAAUCUUCAACAAAAAAAUCUUGUCAGGCUUUUGGGUUAUUGCGUAGAUGGAGAGGAAAAGCUUCUUGUAUAUGAAUACAUGCCAAAUAGCAGUCUAGAUGUCAUUCUUUUUGAUUCAAUGAAACGUGCACAACUUGAUUGGACCAGACGUAUAAACAUUAUAACUGGAAUUGCAAGGGGAAUUAUCUAUUUGCACGAGGACUCUCGACUUAGAAUCAUCCACAGAGACUUGAAAGCUAGCAAUGUAUUACUGGACAAUGAGAUGAACCCAAAGAUCUCAGAUUUUGGCAUGGCCAGGAUCUUUGCAGGAAGUGAAGGACAAGCUAAUACUGCUAUAAUAGUUGGGACUUAUGGAUACAUGGCUCCUGAAUAUGCAAUGGAGGGAUUAUAUUCUUUCAAGUCUGAUGUCUUUAGCUUCGGAGUACGUACUCCUUCUUGAGAUAAUAACUGGGAGAAAGAACGCCAAGUGUGCUAGCCUC